Messenger RNA from Manacus vitellinus (golden-collared manakin), 1050 nucleotides. It is a transcript of the gene TMEM207, whose product is annotated as transmembrane protein 207. NCBI's taxonomy places the organism in Eukaryota, Metazoa, Chordata, Aves, Passeriformes, Pipridae. The record is from RefSeq and is a predicted model, not a curated record. Bases 22 to 471 code for a protein of 149 amino acids. The transcript has 5 exons.
CUAAAGUGUCUUGCACUAGUAAUGCAGAGACCUGGAGCUUUGUGUUUCACUUCAUGGAUCAUAGGAACUGGAGUUCUGUAUUUAACCUUCUUCCAGUUAGCAGACUCUGAGUUGGACUGUGAGCUUGGCGAGAGGUGCACUGGACAGAACGAUGAAAAUUUUAGCAGCUGGUAUAUGUGGUUCCUGAUGUUGUUUUUCCUGGCCUUGCUCCUGUCCUGUGGGAUCUGCUGCUGCCUGCAGUGCUGGCUGAAACAGUGGAGCUGCCUGUCCCGCCAACGCACCGUGGCUGUCUUCGCCCUCAGCAGCUCAGACACCUUUUGUGCGAGUGAAGCAUCUCAGUGCCCAUUCUCUGGAUCUCUGAGCCCCUGCAUGACUGCAGAGAUGUCCUGCUCUUCUGCCCCACAGUUCAGCCUUGGGGGAACUGAGUUGCCUCCAUCCUAUGAGGAUGUUAUGGAGCAAAAUAAGCUCUAGACACCACAUGUUGGCUUCCAGUGAUUCCACUUGACUCUUCAAAGGUCUUCCAUCACGCUACGGGAGUGUGAGAGCAAAUCAGCCCUUACCACAAGCUGGCCAAAAGACUGAAAAGCAGCACAUAUUUCAUCUGAACCUAAAAGAGGAGACUAAAUACAACAGAACAAAUGCCAAAAGCAUGUGUUGAAUCUGUCACAGGAGCUCAGCUUGACAUUUUGAUGGCUCUGGAUUUUAAGAAGCUUCCUCAAAGCCUAUCUGUAUUUGGAGUUUCUGUCUCAGCCUCCAGAUUUAUCUCUCUAAGGCUGCUAGAGCUGGUGUAGCCCCAUGUGUUUUAGGACCGAAUGUUGAUAAAUGACUUGCUAGUUACUUCUCAAACUUGGGCUGCCUCCUUCACUCGGUGUGGUGCCAAGAAACACCCUCUGGCAAAGUCAUGUUGUUCUAAUACAUUGUAAUGCAAUCAUGCCACUCUAUGAUGAAGGAUUGUUUGCCACAUUUAAAAUAUUUAGCACAGCAUAUCAGAUUUGUCUAAUGCAAAAGGCAAAUUUAUGGUCAGGGAAGAGAAAACAAGAAGCAGGGAUU